Messenger RNA from Linum tenue, 1716 nucleotides. NCBI's taxonomy places the organism in Eukaryota, Viridiplantae, Streptophyta, Magnoliopsida, Malpighiales, Linaceae. The record is from the annotation of a GenBank genome assembly.
GUUUUCUUCGUUUUCGCCCCGCCGGCCGUUUAAUUUCCUCUCCAGCGAUAAUUCGUUCCUCCUCUCUCAUAGUCGCUCGCCCUAAUUUGUUGGGUUUACCUCCCAAAUUUCUUCAAUUUCCAACACCCUACCAGAUUUCGCGUCAUGCGCUCAUUUCUAGGGUUUGCGUCCAUUACUGCCACUGUAUGAAUCCCGCCGUGCUAUCAUAGGAUCGAGAAAAUUCGUUGACAGUUUUGGCUGAAAUUCCCUGUGUUUCUUUUGAUUCAGUUGGUGUGCGUGGUGAAGUUUGAAGCUUCGGGUUGGAGGACGGGGCGGUGUUGUGUUUACAGUCGCGGGGGAAAAGUCUAUCCCACAAUUCAGAUGAAAAAUGUCUGAUAUGGCUAGAAUGGUAGUUGAGUUGAAGCUGGAGAUAGAUAAGGAGCCAUCUUGCUCGAAGUCUGUGAACGAGACGGUGAAUGGGUCGCACCAGUUCACUAUCAAGGGGUAUUCUUUCGCGAAAGGUAUGGGGUCCGGAAAAUGCAUUUCCAGUGAUAUUUUCACGGUGGGUGGUUAUGAUUGGGCAAUUUACUUCUACCCGAAUGGCAAGAACCCAGAGGAUAGCUCCAUGUACGUUUCUGUGUUCAUUGCCUUGGCCAGCGAUGGUACAGACGUCAUGGCGUUAUUUGAGUUGACGUUGUUGGAUCAGAGUGGGAAAGGGAAGCAUAAGGUGCAUAGCCACUUUGAUCGUGCGCUGGAGAGCGGGCCAUAUUCGUUGAAGUACAAAGGGAGCAUGUGGGGUUAUAAGCGUUUCUUUAGGAGAACAAGUCUAGAAACUUCAGAUUAUAUAAAGAAUGACUGCCUCAUCAUGAACUACACCGUUGGAGUCGUUAGAACUCGUCUUGAAGGACCUAAGCAGUAUUCUAUUAUUGUUCCCCAAUCCAACAUGGGUCGGGGUCUGAAGGAAAUCAUGGAAGCUGAAGUUGGUUGUGACAUUGUGUUCCGUGUUGGUGAUGAAUCAUUUAGAGCUCAUAAGUUAAUCCUUGCUGCAAGAUCACCUGUUUUUAGAGCACAAUUCUUUGGACUAGUAGGGGAUCGUAACUUGGAUGAAGUUAUGGUGAAUGAUAUUGAUCCCACGAUCUUCAAGGCAAUGCUCCUGUUCAUUUACACGGACAAACUUCCUGAAGUGCAUGAUGUUAUGAGCUCGUCUUCAUCCACAAGCACGUCUACCAACAUAAUACAACACUUGUUAGCUGCUGCCGAUCUGUACAACUUAGAUCGCUUGAAAGUGCUAUGUGAAUCAAAGCUAUGUGAGGAGCUAUCGGCUGUAUCAGUGGCCACAACACUGGCGCUGGCUGAGCAGCAUCAGUGUGUCCAACUCAAAGAAGUCUGAUUGAAAUUUGCGGCGUAUCCAACAAACUUGGGAGGUGCGUGUUUUUCGUAGGGCACUGAACAGUACAAGUUUCAGGUUAUGUCAACUCCAUUGUUCUGCAAUGGUGACGCAAUAAGAAGGUUUCAGACAUUUGGAGCGGAGCUGCCCGGCAUUAGUGUGCGAGUUGUUGAAGACACUUGCCUCAGCUGAUGAGAACUCAAACAUGCAUCCUAGUAGGAAGAGAGGCGGCACCAGCAUAUACAACUUAGACAUUGCUGCAAUAGGGGGAGCUGCAGAUGAUGGGGCUAUGGCAGAAUCUAGUAAUCCGAACAUGAGGCGGGUGAGAAGGCGGUUCUAGGCGUACAUGU